Parathielavia appendiculata is the source of this 1958-nucleotide messenger RNA. RefSeq lists its product as uncharacterized. Bases 171 to 1814 code for a protein of 547 amino acids. Gene Ontology annotation, biological process: phosphatidylcholine biosynthetic process. The transcript is spliced from 3 exons. The record is from RefSeq and is a predicted model, not a curated record. NCBI's taxonomy places the organism in Eukaryota, Fungi, Ascomycota, Sordariomycetes, Sordariales, Chaetomiaceae.
GACCCGGAAGAUAGCCGAAGGUCGUUCAAAGUCCCCGCGGCUGGCGGUGCACUUACGCUGCAUUUCAGUCGCUGGUGUUGGAGACCCGUCUUUCUCGAGCUUCAAUUAUCCAAACAGGAGUCUUGCCAGCUCAACCAGGACUUGUUUCAAGCCACACCCGGCCGUUCGAAAUGACGGAACCAGAGAAGACGAGUAACCCUAUAUCAAUCCCAUACAAGAACAACAACACACUUCUCGAUGACCACCCGCUGCACGAACAUGUCCUCGACACGCCUACUCUGGGCCCAACGACGCCGGGUUCGCCCGGGCCGAAGAGCUUCCGCCACUCGCGCAACCCGUCGUUUUCAGGGAGCAGCUCAUAUCAGGAGGACUGGGACCCGUUCCCGCCCCUGGACCGGUUGACGGUGCUCGACAUACUGGAUAAUUUCGCUCUGUCGACUCAGCUCGAGAAGCUGCAGAAGGGAAUCUCGGCCCAGACGGAGAAGGUGCGCAAGUCGCGCGAGGCCCUCGGCAACAAGAGCCGCAUUGCUCGCGAGCGCAUGGUGGACGAGUGGCGCCGCCGCGUGCCGUCGGCCGAGGAGCAGCUGGACCGCUACCGCAAGCGAAUGCGCACCAGCGUCGAGAAGUUGGGCGCCCGCUGGAACGACACCAAGGUCAUCACGUUGCGCGAGAAGAUCUCCUUCAUCUGCGGCGUCAUGAAUAUCUUUGUGAGCGGCUACCUGAUCGGCGGCUACCCGGAGUGGUUCCACCUAUGGUACACGAUGCAGGUUCUCUACUUCAUGCCCAUCCGCUUCUACACCUACCACCGCCGCGGCUACCACUACUUCCUUGCCGACCUCUGCUACUUUGUCAACUUCCUCCUCAUGCUCAGCAUCUGGGUCUUCCCCUCGUCCAAGCGCCUCUUCACCGCCGUCUACUGCCUCGCCUUUGGCAACAACGCCGUCGCCAUCAUCAUGUGGCGCAACUCACUCGUCUUCCACUCUUUCGACAAGGUCACCUCUCUAUUCAUCCACAUCAUGCCGUGCGCGACGCUGCACUGCAUCGUCCACCUCCUCGACCCGGACUACCAGGCCGCCCGCUUCCCCGCUAUCUGGACCAUCAAGACGUCAUCCCCGGGCUCCGCAACCGCCUACGCCAACGUCCUCUCCAUGCUCGCCUGGUCCACCAUCCCCUACGCCAUCUGGCAGCUCAGCUACUACUUCUUCAUUACAGUCCGCCGCCGCGAGAAGAUCGCCGCGGGCCGCCCGACGUCUUUCACCUGGCUGCGCCGGUCGUACAGCAAGGUCUGGAUCGGCAAGUUUGUGCUCUCCCUGCCGGAGCCGCUGCAGGAGCCCGCCUUCAUGAUGAUCCAGUACGCGUACGCCGUACUCACCAUGCUGCCCUGCCCGCUAUGGUUCUACAGCCGCUGGGCUUCGGCCCUCUUCAUGCUUGUCGUGUUCGGGUGGUCUGUGUACAACGGGAGCACCUACUACAUCGACGUGUUUGGGAAGCGGUUCCAGAAGGAGCUCGAGGCCAUGAAGGCCGAGGUCGCCAAGUGGCAGCACAGCCCGGAUGUGUGGCCGCAGGAGGGCGCCAUGACGCCCGGCGUGGCGGAUGUCUCCGCCGGGACGACGCCGGGAGUCGGGGAUGCCAUCUCGGGGAAACCGUCGGAUGAUGGGUUUUUUGCUGGUGGCGCCCGGGGCGGCGUGGAUAAUAUCCCGCUGUUGAAUGAUGAGCGGCCGGCGGCGGUCAUUACAACAGGCGCAGAUAUGGAUGGGGGCGCGAGGGAUGUGGCUAGGGAGAGGAAGGCUGGAAGCGGGGAGUCUAUAAUGUGAUUGUUGCUGUUGUCUGCUGGGGGAGUGAUAUCCUGAGUUUCCUGCUCUGGUCAUGUUGGGUAUAAUGAGUGAUUCUGGGACAACUUGAUAUUCCUGGUUUGGCGGCGCUGGAUGCUAGAGGCCAUGAUCAGGGGGUGUGUUUCG